UGUUUCUGUCUUUGUUCCCAUUACUCACUUUCUUUGUUCAUCCCCCCUCUUAAACUCCAACCCCCAAACAAAAAAGUUUGCAAAAUCUUGACCCAAAAAGUCUCUGAAUUUUCAAUAUCUAUCGUUCAAUUAUUGAUAGAUUUUCAUUCCCCCAUUGGGUUUUUCAAGACAAAUACCCAGAAUCUUGAUGCAUAACAACGCCAACGGUAAUCAGACACAAGCCUCUAGUUCUACAAGACGGCAUGAUUCGCACACAGUGAAUGAUAAUACUGAAUAUUCUUCAGAGGAACAGGUAUGCUACAGGAACUUAUCCAUUUUGCGGUAAAGAACUAGUGUUACUCGUUAACGGAGGGAAUAUGGCGCGAAACGAGGAACGACUUGCACGUGUGAAAGCUCAAAAGGAGGAAAUCCGGAAUCUUAGAGAACAAAUUACUUUUGCAAGUGUCAAGGAACGGAAAUUGUGGAAUGAAAAAUGUACAUUGGAAAAUAAAUUUUCCGAGCUACGAUCGGCUCUCGAUGAGAAGCAAAAUGAAGUCAUCGUGUCUGCUGCCAAUGAACUGGCUCAUAGAAAAGAAAUUCUUGAAAUAAAUAUGAAAUUAACCCAAGACUUGAAGGUUGCUGAAGAUGAGAGAUAUAUCUUCGUAUCAUCCUUGGUUGGGCUAUUGAAUGAAUACGGCAUUUUGCCUCUCAUGACAAAUGCUGCAGCUCUAUCAGAUAGCAUAAAGCAUUUACAUGACCAAAUGCAGCAGAAGAUCAGUGCGUCCCAAGGCCAACAUUGGUUUUCACCGUCACCCAAUAACAAUUCGACAGGUGGCAGGCGAUUGGAACCAAAUUAUGAGGUUUCGAAAUUAGCACCUGAAAGCAAUCAUAAAGAAAGGACUAGCUUGAUGCUCAACGGUGAAAUGAAUCAUUCGCUGGAUAAUGAUCCACGUGCCCGGUUUCAAUCAAGUCUUGUAAGUCAGAACGCGGAGCGUGCUUAUGCUUUAGAAGAAGAUGGCCCGGGAAUAGAGAACUUUCAAAUAAUUGGAGACGCAAAACCCGGAGGUAAACUUUUAGGUUGCGGGUUUCCCGUGCGUGGGACUUCACUAUGCAUGUUUAAGUGGGUUCGUUACUAUCAAGAUGGCACUGCGGAGUACAUCGAGGGAGCCACAAAUCCAGAAUAUGUAGUUACAGCCGAUGAUGUCGAUAAACUUAUCGCUGUCGAGUGCAUACCCAUGGAUGACCAAAAUCGACAGGGGGAACCAGUGAUACUCUUUGCCAAUGACGAAAACAAAAUAACGUGGUAAUGCGCGACACAUUUGCAGAACGUGUGGCCAUCCUUUUGUAUCGAAUAGGCAUUGAAUGAAAGAAGGAAGACAAAAGUAUGAAACUUAGGAAGACAAAGUCAUGAAACUUUUUAUAGUUACUUAUAGAUACUAUUAUACACUCAUUCUUUAUAGAAAUGAAGUAAAGAAGAUUAAGACUACUUUAGAAGGUUUUGUUUUUUUGAUUGGUGGUGAGGGUUGGAACAAGGGUGUGUUUGUUUAUGUUGUAUUUAUUUCUAUUUGGUUUUGACUUAUGUAAAAAGUCAACGAGCUACUAUUACUUUUAGUUUUUUGUGACCGCCGAUAUUAUUUAUUAUAUGAAGAAAACAUGAAAUUGUUGUGAA
Molecule: messenger RNA, 1648 nt
Organism: Helianthus annuus (common sunflower)
Lineage: Eukaryota; Viridiplantae; Streptophyta; Magnoliopsida; Asterales; Asteraceae
Exons: 15
Coding region: 261-1286 (341 amino acids)
Cellular component (GO): plasma membrane
Source: RefSeq, a predicted model, not a curated record